AUGUUGUCCAAGAUACUCAAAUUGCUUUACUGGUUGGAAAUCUUGAGUAUUCUUCACCUGCUGCAGGUUACUACACCCACCUUACUCCAAGUAGCCACAUGGAUGAUGGGCUACAGUCAGGAGCUUACUCGCCUUGCAGAAGAUGGUGCUCAAUUUGUUUCAUACUUUGCAACCCCCAUAGCAGAGUCAGCACCACACAUCUAUCUAUCUGCAAUCCCCUUUGCCCCAAAGACUUCUCACGUAGCAACACUCCACCAGACUUCUUUGGCAAGGACACUUGCAAUAAUGGAUGGCAAGCUGACAAGCUGGCCAAAUCAUCAACUCAUGAUGCAAGACCAUGAUAGUUUCUUCACAUCUGUGGCCUUCUCACCUAAUGGGAGGCACAUUGACUCCGGAUCUUUGGACAGGACAGUCAGGGUCUGGAAUGCAGAGACAGGAGAGGCAAUCUGUGAGCCUCUUCAAGGCUAUGAUGAUGGGGUCAGCUCUGUGGCCUUCUCACCAGAUGGGAAGCACAUCAUAUCUGGAUCUUAUGACAGCACAAUCAGGAUCUGGGAUGCAGAGACAAGGGAGGCAAUUAUAGGGCCUCUCCGAGGCCAUAAUGCUGCAGUCACAUGUGUAGCCUUCUCCCCUGAUGGAAAGAGUAUUGCCGCUGGAUCUGCAGACAGGACAAUCAGAGUCUGGAAUCUAGAGAGAGGAGAGGGCAAGUGUGACAGCAUACCUUUGGAUUUGCUGAGAACUGCUACUAUGGAUGAAUCUGGGUGGGUGAAAGGUCCCACAGAAGAGUUGUUAUUCUGGGUCCCUCCUGUCCACCGCCAGGGUCUCUUGAGACCAGACAACACUCUUGUCAUAGGUGCACACCCAACCAGGCUUAAUUUGGAGAGUUUUGUGCAUGAGGAGGACUGGGUGAAAUGUCACUUUCCUUGA
Messenger RNA from Gloeophyllum trabeum ATCC 11539, 924 nucleotides. Its product is annotated as WD40 repeat-like protein. Bases 1 to 924 code for a protein of 307 amino acids. The record is from RefSeq and is a predicted model, not a curated record. The transcript is spliced from 4 exons. NCBI's taxonomy places the organism in Eukaryota, Fungi, Basidiomycota, Agaricomycetes, Gloeophyllales, Gloeophyllaceae. Gene Ontology annotation, molecular function: protein binding.